AUGAUUAAAUCAUUAGGAAAUUAUGAAAUGAUUGCUACGGACAGCAUUUCAUCACCUCUCUGUAUGAAUUGGACAAGAUUACUUGUUAUUUAUCUACUGAAUGCGUCAUUAUAUGCCUAAACGUUAGUGUAUUCUUCAUUUUUUGGAUCAGACUAUUAAAAUGGUAUAAUAGUAGUUGAAAUACAUUAUCUAGAUUGGGUAGUCUAAUACUCAAACGGUAUCAUAACAACUUGUGGAUCUGACAUGAUUUUUGGAGGUCAACCAAAUUUUCAUUGGGGUACGAUAAUAGAAAAAAAUAUUGAGUUACUUCCUCAUACAACCUUGUAAGUCAAGUUUAAAUUCUGGCAGUAAAAAAUAAUAUUUGUUUUUAGCAUUGAUAAUUGGGGAGGUGAAAAUAUCGAUGUGUUAGUUGAUAAUAAUAGAGUUUACUAUUAGACUUACGAUUCUUAAUUCACUUCACCUAGUAUUUGUGGUGAAUCAGGUCCUUCUUUUGGAGAUGGUGUAAGUUCAGUAGAUGUCACUACUGAUCAUUAAAAUGCAAAUGCAUUAAUAACAAUUAUAGGACAUCAAAAUUAUUGGGGAAUAUCUUCUUUUCAAGUUUGGACCACUUAUUCUAUUUAAGGAUGCAAUUCAUUAGAAAUAACAAAUAGAUUUAAUGAAGCAUAAUUAAUUUCAAAAUUUAAUCAAAAAUUAUAUUAUAGAGAUAGAUUGUUAUAGCCACAAGUAAUUUUGACCUUUACAUCUUGCUUUGGUAAAUUAAUAAUCUAUAAUAGAGCAAUAAAAGGUAAUAUCAUCAGGAGAUUACGUUAUGUAAGAAUUCAAUUUAGAAUAUCAUGGUACUACCUGUAUAUCACUUAAGUAACUAAGUUCAAUAUCAAACCCAUACUAUAUUUAUUUCUAUAUAAACGACAAAAUGUUAUUAAGUUCAAAAUCAUCUAAUGAAGUAUCCUCAUAAGUAAUUUGUGAUGUGCAGAUUUUAAAAGAGACUACUGUUUUAUAUUCUAAUUAUUACAAAGCAAUAAAGCUCAGAAUAUUAGCUUAUUGGCUUUUAGGAAGUUAUGUUUAGACAUUCAAUUUAGAUGAUUUUCCUCUAGUCAUAUUUCUAAAAGAUGAUCAAGAUUGCUUGGAUGAAAACAAAGAUCCUUUUGAUGGAUGCUUUUCAGGAAGAUAUGAUUGUACUCAAGGUUGUAGUAAUUGUAUUAGAGGUCUUUGUAUUGAAUGUUAGAAAGGAUGGGAUUAUGAUAUUUUAGACUAAACAUGUUAACCAAUAUGUGGAGAUCAAAUAAUUACAUAUAAUGAAGAAUGUGAUGAUGGGAAUAUAUAUGAAUUUGAUGGUUGUUUUUAAUGCAAGUUUUCAUGCGUUCAAUUCUGUAAAUAAUGUGUAUAUGGUCAAUGCUUAUAAUGCCAAUCGAGUUAUUAAUUGAUAGACAAAAGAUGUGUAGAAGUAAAUGGAAUUUCAGAUUAAAAAUCAGAAGACAACACCUUUAUUUAAAUUUCUAAUUAGUUAUAUUAUGGCAAUUAUUAUCAUAAAUUAUUACAUGAUUAAUUUGCGGAUCCUUUACCUGUCAAUAAAGUUGAUUGUAAUAUGUAAACAUAUGAGAUAUUUGGAUAUUAUUAUCAUCAACGUAGUACAAAACAAAUACUAAAUUGUUUAUAUAGUCAAUUUGAUAAAUGUCUAGAAUGUGAAAUAUUUUAUAAGUUAUCUUGGAAUAAGAAAGAAUGUAUUCCUUAAUGUGAUGAUGGAAUUAAAAUUGAAUAUGAAUUUUGUGAUGACUAAAAUAAUGCAUAAUUUGAUGGGUGUUAUAAAUGCUAAGCAAGUUGCUAAUUAGAAUGUAUAUUAUGUAUAGAAUUAUAAUGCUAUGCUUGUCUUGAAGGAUGGUAAAUUAUAGAUAAUAAAUGUUUUCAAAAGUGUGGAGAUGGUUAACUUGCUGUUUCAUCUUAAGAGUAAUGUGACGAUGGAAAUGAUAUUUCUUAUGAUGAUUGUAAUGAUUGUAAAUUUGUUUGUGAUCAAAAUUGUUUCUCGUGCGCCACUUCUAAUCUUUGCUUUUUAUGUAAUAAAUAUUUUGAAUUGGAUGCAAAUAAAUUAUGUAAACCAAAAUGUGGAGAUGGAAUAAUAUUAUUUGGAUUAGAAGAAUGUGAAGAUUUAAAUAAUAUUCCAUAUGAUGGUUGCUAUUAAUGUAUGUUUUAAUGUGAUCUUUAUUGUUCUAAAUGUAAUCAAGGCAUAUGCUUUGAAUGUUAUCAAGGGUAUGAGUUACAUUUAGAUGGAUGCAAAAAAAUACUGAUUCCAAAUGAAAUUGAUUAUCCAGAAAAUUAGAAUAACAAACCAUAAUGUGGAGAUGGUAAUCAAACUAAUUCAGAGUAAUGCGAUGAUGCUAAUCAAGAUAAUUUUGAUGGUUGUUCAAGUCGUUGCAAGAUAGAGGAAAAUUGGAUUUGUACUUCAGAAUAGCCAAAUUAAUGCUAUGUAAAAACUAUAUUUUCCUUAAUAUAUUAAAAUCAAACUUACGAACAUUAAUAUGUUGUCAUGUAGUUUUCAAACCAAGUAAAAUAGAUUUCGACAUUCAAUUUUACAUAAUCAAUUUUAUCAAAAAUACUUAAUUUAAAUUAAGAUCAAUAUUAAAUAACUGUAAAUCCAGUAGUGAAUGUAAGUGACACAUAGUUUACCAUUGGCUUAUUUGAAUUUGAUGUCUUGUUUUUAGAUUCUGCUUCAAUUCUACCAAAUUUAUCUAUUUCGAUCAACUAAAGUUUAAUUGAUAGCAAUAACAUGCCAGUCGAUCUCCCAACAUAAACAAUUUUACUUUAACAACCUAAGGUUUUAACUAAGGAGUAAAUUAAUGUUGCAAAUAAAUUUUAAAACUUUGGGAAUGCUUUAAUGAUAGGCUUAGGAGCUUUUAGUGUAUUAAUGCUAUUUAUUGGAGAUCCAUAAUAAAGUGUUGAAAUUUUCGACACUCUACAAUUUUAAUCUUAUUUAAAAUUUAUAAAUGUAAUUUACCCUCAAAAUCUCUUAAUAUAUUUUCGUGCUUCUGAAAUUGUAUCUGUGAGUCCAAUCCUAAUAACCUUUAAAUUGACAGACUUUUUUUAUUCUAUAUUUCAACAAAACUUUAUCAAAAGCAUAGGCAAGCUAUCUGAAUAUUAAAUUAAUGCUGAUCUCCUUUAGAAUAUUUAGAGUUAGAUGUCUUAAUUUAGUUUGAUUGCUCUUUUGUAUAUCUUUUUAUAAUUCUACCCAAAGUACUCUCUCAAAUAUUGUUUUACCUCUAAUUAUUUUCAAUAUAUUAGCUCUAGUAAAUACAGAGUUGUAGAAAAGGUAGGAAUUCAAUUAUAUAAAUUCAAUUAACAAUUCAUCAAUAUAAAGUAGCUCUAUACAAUGAAAGGUUUAAAGCAGAUAUGCUAUGCAAAUGCUUGGGAUUUGCUUUUUAAAGUUAUUCUAUUUAUGGCAUCGAAUAAUGAAUCUGGAAUUCGAUCAAACAUAUCUUAAUGUAUUUCUAUUGGAGUGUUGAGUAUGUUUGCUUACUUUUUAAGUCUACAUUGCAAAGGAUUGACUAAACAUCUUGAUAUUGUGAAAUUUAGAAAUGAAUAGCAUGAAGGCAUAUGUUUAUUGAAAAAAAUGAUUUUCAUCCUAACAUUAAUUGAUUUUCAAGAAAGUGAUAUAUUUUAAUGUGCAAUGAUAACUGCUUUGAUUUUUUCAUAUAUUGGAUUUUUAUUAAUGAUCAAAUAAAAUAUACCAAAAUUGGAAUUAAUUGGAAUAAUUUGGAUGGAAGCUCCAGUAAUGCUUUUUACGUUGACAAGUUUAGUCUAUUGCUCUGACUUUUAUAAUUAUUUGUCAACUGAAUUUCAAAUUUUCUUAGGAUUUUGCUAAAUAGGAAUUUUGAUUCUUGGUUUAUUAGGACCAUUAGUUAAACUUGGGAUUAAACUUUAACAAGAAAUUUAAUAAUAUUGUAGGAAAAGGAAACUAUAAAAUCCUCAAUCUAAAGUAGAAGUAACUUCAAUUCAUAUCUUUGAUGAAGUCAAUUGA
Messenger RNA from Paramecium octaurelia, 4009 nucleotides. The record is from the annotation of a GenBank genome assembly. Lineage: Eukaryota; Ciliophora; Oligohymenophorea; Peniculida; Parameciidae.